This is a messenger RNA of Doryrhamphus excisus (bluestripe pipefish), 1385 nucleotides long. Its product is annotated as myozenin-2. Gene Ontology annotation, cellular component: Z disc; actin cytoskeleton. NCBI's taxonomy places the organism in Eukaryota, Metazoa, Chordata, Actinopteri, Syngnathiformes, Syngnathidae. The record is from RefSeq and is a predicted model, not a curated record. Gene Ontology annotation, molecular function: actin binding; telethonin binding; FATZ binding.
AUACGGGCUAUUCCUUGUCAGACUGCAGUGGGGAGGCACCCCUGUCCCGGCGCAGGAUAAACAGGAUCAGCUGUGACACCCCACACAUAAACAGACAGGACGCUCAGUGGGAAAUAAUGAUGCUGAUGCACUCAGGCCUGGAUGAAAUGGUCAAGCACAAGAUGCUGCAGGCGAAGGCGCUAUCUCAAGAAGCCAAAGGAGGGCGUCUAAAUCUGGGCAAGAAGAUCAGCGUCCCGCGAGAUGUGAUGAUCGAGGAGCUCAACCUUCCGUCCAAUCGAGGCUCUCGUAUGUUUCAGGAGAGGCAGAAGAGAGCUGAGAGGUUCACGCUGGAGAACGCCUCCUUUGGUGCUCAAAACAACAUAAGUGCCCAUCCAAUGGCUGUUCCUCCCCCGCAAAUCAGCGAAGCGCCUCGGGGAGGCAAAGAGAACCAAGCUAUCUCUAUCCCUGGUAAGCAUAGCCUGGUCAUGAACCUUCAGAAGACCGUAGCAAAGAAGGGCAGUCCUGGUGUCCUAGCCCCAGGAUAUUCCGGUCCACUGAGGGAGAUUGCUCCUGAGAAGUUCAACACAACAGUGAUUCCCAGAUCCUACUGUUCCCCAUGGAGGGAAGCUUUAGGCCAGAAUGAUGAGCUCCGGGAAGCCAUCAGCGCCCAACUGGCUCCCCUACCGCAAAGAUACCAGCCUGCCAAGUACAGGUGCUUCAACAGGUCUGCCGUGCCGUUUGGAGGUGGAGCGGCUAGCAAGAGAGUGAUCCCCGUUAUCAGCUUCGAGGCCCUCGAACCCAAGACCCUACCUGGUGCCGCCCUGGACCGCAUGUGUCAACGGCCUAAUUUCAACAGAGCGCCCACAGGAUGGGGAGGUCACGAUUCCCCUGAAUCUAAUGACCUAUGAAAAAGAACUCAUUAGCUUGAGAUUGUCAUGCUGCCUUAACAACUAUAAAAAAAACACUUAAUACAUGAUGUUAUCUGCUAUUCUGAGCAUCUGAGGCAAAUGCGGGAUAAUGAAAUUAAGAGUUAUUUUCCACAGUGGAGUGCAGGACGACACAGGAUGAUUAGAUCAGCUCUAAUUUUUUCUGUUCCAUUUAGUAUAUUUAUAUACACAGAGGCCUUUUAAACGUCUUUUUAAUUGGAGAAGGAAAUAUUCAAAUAAAACCUCUUCAUAAACUACCUUAAGCUGUUGUUGAAUAUGAAGUUUAUUUAAAAAAAAAAAAAAGUGAGAAGCCUUGGCAGGCUGCACUGAUUCAGUCCAUGUGCAGCACGGAGGUGAGAAAAUAAAUCUUGAUGGUAUCCUGCAUGUUUUAGUUCCCUAAAUUCCACCCGGGUGACAGCAUGUUUCAGGGCACUCAGGCGGCAUGAAAACAGGUGUGACCGGAGAAGGGGGGCAGGGGGG